This is a messenger RNA of Bolinopsis microptera, 3169 nucleotides long. RefSeq lists its product as uncharacterized. Bases 44 to 2764 code for a protein of 906 amino acids. Gene Ontology annotation, cellular component: extracellular matrix. The record is from RefSeq and is a predicted model, not a curated record. The transcript has 11 exons. Lineage: Eukaryota; Metazoa; Ctenophora; Tentaculata; Lobata; Bolinopsidae.
CCUAACAAAUAAUCUCCCUUUAAACAGUAGAAGGUAUUAGACGAUGUCAAGAUUACGAACAUCCGUUCUCCUCCUUGCCCUCCUCCUCGCCCUAACCCACGGUCAGAUUAAGGUGGAUCAAGAUGAAUACAACUGCUCACAUGGGGAUUUGAAAUAUCUCUGUCUUAACUACGAUGUAUGCGCCGAAUAUGGACUUAUUACCGAGGACGCCCGACAAAAUAUGUGCGGAGGUCUCCUUGACCCGAACAGUGUGGGGGAUGAAAGUCUUAUACUGUCUGAAAGCACUAAAACCCCACCCAUAGGCGGUGUUACUUCAUCCAGGCCAGAUGUUUUAUCUAAAUCUCGUGAUAAUGAUGGAUUAACCACAUCGAGGGCUGGCAAUGAAAUAACGACUUCACAAGAGGAUGAUGAUUACAGCUAUACCACCGGGCGAUCAUCAGUGACGUUCCCUGAAUCUACUACUGACAACGGAGUUCAGACUGGAAGCACGAGCAGCAGGCACAGUGGCAUUGUCACAACCCCUUUCUUCAAGUAUGUCACCGACAACACUGACUAUCUCAGUGAGAUUCUCACGACCGAUAACAGGAUUCUGACUCAGGAAACCUCUACCAACCCCCACACUCGGGAUGUUCAGACCAUCACAGCGCGACACACCCGAGACACAUACAUCGUGACUGGUACAUCUGAUAACUCUUAUACGGAGAAGGAUGAUUCUUAUACCACUGGAACAAAGGCAGAUAAUUCCUUUACAACUGUGACAAAGCCAGAGGAUGGUACUGAUCCUAGAGUUACUGGCUUGGGAACUGACGAUAUCUUCACGACCGCCACAACGGCUGCUUUCUCUACUGAAGCAGGGACAGACGCGCCAAUUGUUAAUGGGAAACCUCCAAUAAUCUCGGGGCCCCCUGUGAACAUCACAGUGCCACCAGGCGGCACCGCCAGAUUUGACUGCACAGCUAUGGCGGCUACCACACCCCAAAUCACCAUCACCAAGCAGGACCAGACUACCAUUCCUGACCUUGAUAACUUCGUAGACGCCACAGGAAACGGUUUCAGUCAGACCACAAUAAACUCCAUCACGAUCAACAAUGUGGACUACCCGAACGAGGGUUGGUACACGUGUCAAGCAGUCAAUAAGUACGGUUAUGUCAGACAUGAUGCUUACCUCCAUGUUGAGGAUCUUUGUAUUGGGUCCACGUGCACGGGUGAAAAGACUUGCAAAGGAAACUACGAUACAGGCGUAGGAUACACGUGUGAGUGUCCCAAAUACUGUGGGUACGAUGAGCUCUUUAAACAGGACUACGUGUGCUCCAACUACUGUGAAGAGUGGUACAACGAGUGCCAGAUGAAAACAGAUGCAUGUCAGAACGAUAAGUUCGCUAUCUCAAUAAUGAACAGUGGACGUUGUGGAAGGAUAGAGGCUCCUGAGAUCCAGGAAGGUGAAGAGGAGUACGGAGUUAAAGAGCUGAUACCUGGAGAGGAGCUGGUAAUGUCCUGUCAUGCUACUGGGUUCCCUGAACCAGACAUUAAAUGGUACAGAGGGACUACCAUGGUUGGAGAGGGUAACGAUUUUUCACUGACAGUAAACGAGGCAGAUACUGGAGAGUACGUCUGUGAAGCUGUUAACUGUAUGAAUGCCAAAGUCAACAAGAGACUGGCGAUGGUGUUUGUUAACGAGAUAACGACCCCACCAGCCGCCACCACACCUACAGAAUAUACUACCCCCACAGCAGAAAUGGAUUUGGCUAAUAACGAAUUACCUGAUCCUGCUAGGUCGACUUGUGCCGUGUUCGGAGAUCCCCAUUUCCUGACCUAUGACCAGAGACCAUACAGCUACAUGGGAACUUGUGACAACGUGCUGGCUAUGGACUGUGAGAUGGGAAGGUGGUUCGUGUAUGGCAGGAUGAGACCUUGUGGCAAGACUGGAGGCUCCUGUUUGGAGACUGUUACUGCUUAUGUCGACUCUGAGGUACUGGAACUGCAGAGAGGUUGGUUGGUAAACCAAAACGGAGGUAAAAUAGUCCCCAAGAACCACCCUAACAAGAAGAUCACAGUUAAUGGUCGCUACAACAACUUCACGCUUCUUUUCGACGGAGCAGUUUUAGAACUAAGUGCAGUCCUGGAUCGGUCCCCAUCGGCCCUAAACCCGGAUCAAAUGGUUGAGGACAAGUUGGUGAUAAAGUGGGACGGCUAUGUAUCUGUCCAGAUUCAGACCCCUCAGAGGACGAGGACCUGUGGAAUGUGCGGCAACAAUGAUGGAAAUCCCGCCAACGAUAUGAGGAUGAGGAGAAGAGGAAUGACGGACGACCCACUUGAGUUUGGAGAAAGCUGGAAGAUAGACCCCAGGAGGAGAUGCAAGGAAGUCCAACCUUCCAAAACUCCCGAGGAAGUUUGCGGAGACAAAUACGAGGAAACUAAGGCGGAAUGCGAGCGAAUAUUCAACACUGAAAAGUUAAAGAACUGUCAAACCAACCAAGGUCACGACACUGCCCCCUGGAUCGAGAGCUGUAUUUACGACGAGUGCGAGGGACUGAUGCAGAGAGACGAUUUGCCUCCUAAAUGUAUCGUGGCUGGUGCUUACGUGAUGCGCUGCAGCAACGACUUCUGGGACCACGAUGAUCCUAUUCCCACAAGGAAUCCGCAUAUGGAGGGAUGGGAGGAGGAGGCUCAGUGCCCAGAUGCGGCCCAGAGGUUGCAACCGGUCCUUGAUACUGGGUGUCCACAACCUACAUUAGAGGAGGAGCUAGCUGGCGAAUUCAAAUAGACUCAGAUUGAAUAUAAAAAUUGGUACCAUUUUGAACAUUCGACGAGACCAGUGUUUGUAAUAUCGCUUUGAAUUUGAUGAUAAGUAUCUUUGAAGAUGAUGUAUGAAGAGCAAAAUAGCAAUAUAUGAAACAAGUGAUUACCACAUUCCAUGUGCCUUACAACGGGCGAGCGCAUUGCGCAUGCACAAGAAUUUCUUGUGCACAGUGGGCACAUGAUAUGUGGCUAGACAACCAAUCGAAGUUGGAGUGUGUCAACAUUGAUUGUCAGGGAUGGAUUAACUCUUAAAUCUGACACAAUUGAAUCUUUAUUUAUAGAUAGAUUCGGGGGCUGAUUGCUAUUAUUUAUUUCAAGAGUAUUUGUAGUUUUAUAAAGUAUAUUCCCAAUUUUACUUUUAAAAUUUCAA